UAAAGUAAAAUUAACGCCUCAAGAAGGACUGAUCAGGAUCGUAACGCUAUUCCCGUCUCUCCGUCUCUCUGCUCUACCUAGACAGUAAAACCUUUGUCAUUUGCGUGCUCUGUAAUCGACCUCGACAUGGCCAACAGUAAUCUACCCCGAAGAAUCAUCAAGGAAACGCAGCGUCUCCUGAGUGAACCAGCGCCCGGAAUUAGUGCAUCGCCAUCGGAGGACAAUAUGCGAUAUUUUAAUGUAAUGAUCCUUGGCCCAACACAGUCUCCGUAUGAAGGAGGAGUUUUCAAGUUGGAACUAUUUUUGCCCGAAGAAUAUCCAAUGGCUGCUCCCAAGGUCCGAUUUCUCACCAAGAUAUAUCAUCCUAACAUUGACAAGCUUGGAAGGAUAUGCCUUGAUAUUCUGAAGGACAAAUGGAGCCCUGCUCUCCAAAUACGGACUGUACUUUUGAGCAUUCAAGCACUUCUGAGUGCUCCUAACCCCGACGAUCCACUUUCUGAGAACAUUGCUAAGCAUUGGAAGACAAAUGAGGCUGAAGCUGUUGAAACAGCGAAGGAGUGGACUCGUUUAUAUGCAAGCGGUGCUUGAUGACACGGUGGAAAAUCUUUGCUCCCCCUGAAUAAUAGUAAUGAAAUGUAUGCUAUUGACUGUCGAUUUUAGAUGGAAAAUUUGGAACAAUUGAUCUUCAAACAAUUGGAGUUUAGUAUUCGCAAAGCUUCCUGUUACUGGUUAAUUGUUUUUUCUCACAUGGGAGCCUUGUGGAACUUGUAUGAUAUUUGUGGCCAUCAAUUUGGCGAAAUGUUAUAUAUAUAUGUAUACCUAGCGAUUUGAUAUGGCCA
This is a messenger RNA of Carya illinoinensis, 839 nucleotides long. Its product is annotated as ubiquitin-conjugating enzyme E2 36. The record is from RefSeq and is a predicted model, not a curated record. Gene Ontology annotation, cellular component: nucleus. The coding region runs from base 127 to 588 and encodes 153 amino acids. The transcript is spliced from 8 exons. Lineage: Eukaryota; Viridiplantae; Streptophyta; Magnoliopsida; Fagales; Juglandaceae. Gene Ontology annotation, biological process: DNA damage tolerance; protein K63-linked ubiquitination. Gene Ontology annotation, molecular function: ubiquitin conjugating enzyme activity.